Molecule: messenger RNA, 776 nt
Organism: Brassica oleracea var. oleracea
Lineage: Eukaryota; Viridiplantae; Streptophyta; Magnoliopsida; Brassicales; Brassicaceae
Exons: 2
Coding region: 105-620 (171 amino acids)
Source: RefSeq, a predicted model, not a curated record
ACCAAAAUGUCGUCUUCUUCUUCUCCUCCCUCCUCUGCUUAAACCUCAUUAGUUUAAUCCUAACGAACAAACAGAUCAGAGAAUCCAACGAGUGGUCCAACGCUAUGAUUCGUAUCCUCCAAAUCUCGAUCCUCUGUUUCUUCCUCGUUGCCGGGAUCUCGAUCUCCUCCUCCGAAGAGGAGGAGGAGACUAUCUACAAGAUCCUCCAGGACAACGGACUCCCGUCGGGGAUAUUCCCUAAAGGCGUGACGGAAUUCACCUUCGACGGCGAGACGGGACGGUUCUCCGUUUACUUGAACCAGUCGUGCGACGCCAAGUACGAGACGGAGCUUCGCUACGACACGAAUAUCACCGGAACGCUGAGCUCUGCUAACGUAACUGAUUUGUCGGGAAUAUCGGCUCAGGAUCUGUUCCUGUGGUUUCCGGUUAAAGGGAUCCGUGUCGAUGUCCCGAGCUCGGGGCUUAUAUACUUCGACGUUGGUGUCGUUCGCAAGCAGUACUCUUUGUCUGUGUUCGAGACGCCGAGAGAUUGCGUCGCGGUUCGUCGUGAAAAUGAGGUUGAAUCUUCUGUGUUGUCAUUGCAUCGAGUAGAUGAAACUCUUGGGAGAAACGAUAUUUAGCCGUGGAGAGUUUUAUUUAAGAAAUGUUGUUAUACUAUACACCACCACAAAGAUAGACAGAUUGUCCUCUCAUCAAAAUUCUUGUACUGUUCUUUUUGGUCUCAAAUCUUAAAAAGCUUGAUUCAAAGUCAAAUUCUUUUGACUCUUUUACCUCCA